GCCAAGCGCCAAAGCAGACAGCAGGUUUUAAGGUUAUGUUAGUUAUAACCGUUGAAACUUGAUUGUAAAAAGAAAUGACUUAUUAAAAGCUGUCAAACGGUUUUGUUUUCCAGUGGAUUUAUAAUUUUCUCAUUAAAUCAAACAAUGAAUAUCACAGAAUCUUUGAAUAGGAUAUGCUCACUGGAGCAUUUUCCACCUCCGCCCUCUGGUGACUCAGUACCUCUAUGUGAAACCGAAGGUCGUCUCAUAUAUUGUCUUCCAGAGUUUGUAAAUCUGCAUCUCUAUACAAAAGCAGUGGACAACUUACCGGAAGUCGUUAUAACAAGAGAUAUGUUACACAAUGCUGCUGCUCAUUCUAAUAUAAACGUGUUCCUUCCAGUAACAGAAAAUAUUUGGAAGAGAUUACAAAAUGCGUGGUAUGAGAAUGGGUUUCGAGAAGCUCUACAAAUAGCUGCUCAGUCUGAGGAAGAUGUUAAUAGCUUAUUAAAAUUCUGCAGUAUCCAAACUUUGUCUCUAAUGAAUAAGGUCAAUAGGAUAUGUUCACGCAUUCCUCUUCUAUCUUCAAAGGAUACGGAAAUACAGCAGCAACCAGGCGGCAAAGAAUGUAUUGUUUGUAUUGAAUGGCAUCCUCAUUGCAAGAAGAUAGCACUGGCCACCCGGGAUGAUUCGGUCAGAGUGUUCUCAUCUCACACCAAACUGGUUCCUCUGCUCAAAUGCAAAGUGCAACGAAACGUAUCCUGUCUAGCUUGGAGACCACUGAGUACAUCUGAUUUGGCUGUGGGAUGCGCCUCAGGAAUACUGAUCUGGACGGUGGAUCCGAAUUCGGUUGUUAUGCGACCAUCUUCGUCAACAGCUGUGCUCUUGCAGAGAAAAGAUCACACAGAAAUAUCGAGUAUCGCUUUCAGCGCCGAUGGAAGCCUGUUGGUGAGUGCCAGCCGCUUGAACCAGUUGAUGAUGGUGUGGGAGGUGUCGACAGAGCGCGCCACCUGCCUCAAGAGGAUCGGUGGUGGGGGAAUAUCGCUGGUCACCUGGGCACCAGACAACCGCAAAGUCUUUGCUGCUACCAGCCGGCUUGUAUUCAGAGUAUGGAGCAGUUGGCAGCAGUGGGUGCCGGAGCGGUGGUCGCUGGCCAGUGGUCACGUGGUGUCCGCGUGCUGGUCUCCUUGCAGCUCUGCUCUGUUGUUCGUCACCUCCCUGGAGCCAACCAUCUACGCGCUCACCUUUGGCCAGAUCGCCUCCGUCUUCACCACUGAGGACCGGCGGGGAGCUGUGCGCGUUGCCGACCUCACCGCCAUCUCGGUUCCUUCCGGCAACCGUGUUGUGAGAGUCGGUGGUGAGGUGAACCAGAUGGUGUGGGAUGGCCGCGGUAGACAUCUUGCUGUAACCUUCCACGAUUCCGAUCUGAUAGCUGUUUUUCUCACCAACAUCUCCACAACUGUUCAUGUAUCUCCGUGCUGCUUCAUCAAAGGUGAACCUGGAGAGAAACCGAAUGUGAUAACUUUCCAAAAGAAUUUUGAAGAAGGAGCAAACCUGACUAUUGCCUGGUCAAGCCACAGAGUGCAGUACUUCCCGUUCAUCUACCAAGAACUGGGCUCCUCAAACACGAUUGGAAGUCCUGGUUAUGUGACAGGUCCUCUAGAAUCUUCACUUCAAACUUCCCACAUUGCAGGGAAGAGCUAUUCGGAUCUUCCCAGUUUCAUGCUGUCUCCCUAACACUCUGCCAUCAAGUUUCGUAAUUCUACUUCGAAAGUAAUUUGUAAGUCAUUUUUUUCAAAGAAUUAGACCAAUAAUUGAAUCAAUGAUAAUGAAUGAUAAAUAAUUGCAUGAAAAAGCUUUGCGGAUCUUCCCAGGUUCAUGUUAUCGUCCUAACGCUCAACUAUUGAGUUUUGUAAUUCCACUUAGAAAAUAAUUUAUUAGUCUAUUUUUUAAAGAGUUGUACUAAUAAAGAUAGAAACUUUUGAAAUAAAUUCCCUUAAUUUUUGAACUUA
Messenger RNA from Nilaparvata lugens (brown planthopper), 1988 nucleotides. RefSeq names its product aladin. The record is from RefSeq and is a predicted model, not a curated record. Gene Ontology annotation, biological process: nucleocytoplasmic transport. The transcript has 11 exons. Gene Ontology annotation, cellular component: nuclear pore. Bases 145 to 1713 code for a protein of 522 amino acids. Gene Ontology annotation, molecular function: protein binding. Lineage: Eukaryota; Metazoa; Arthropoda; Insecta; Hemiptera; Delphacidae.